Fraxinus pennsylvanica is the source of this 693-nucleotide messenger RNA. The record is from the annotation of a GenBank genome assembly. NCBI's taxonomy places the organism in Eukaryota, Viridiplantae, Streptophyta, Magnoliopsida, Lamiales, Oleaceae.
AUGAGGAGAAAUUAUUGCUCCUUCGCCGCCGUGACGUGGUUUAUGUUUCUGGCGUUCUCCGACGUUUUAGUUAACGCCAAGUUCAUUGACAUCUCUCACGAGUAUGUUCCUGGCUUGCCCAAAUAUGAUUCGCCUACGGGUCUGGGAGCGUUCAUGAGGACUAGCACUAUUAUUGGUGUAGGUAAUAACAAGUUCAAUACCCGCAUUUUUAUUUUGAGUACGGAUUGCGGGACUCACGUCAAAGCCUUCACUGAUGUCGAAUCCUUAGAUCUCACCAUUCUCAACGGUCCAGCGUUGGUGGUGGAGGUUCCAAAGGACAAGAACAUAACUGCUGAAGUUAUGCAGAGUUUAAGCAUUCCCAAAGGAGUAAAGCGUGUACUUUUCAGGACAGUGAAUACCGAAAGGCGGCUUAUGUAUAAAAUGGAGUUCGACUCGAGCUAUACUGGUUUCCAGAAAGAUGGGGCAGAGUGGUUGGUGAAAAACACUGAUGUCAAACUUAUUGGACUUGAUUACUUAUCCGUUGCUGUAAAACCCGAUAAGGCUGAUGUGUAUCAGGUGUUGGGCAAGGAUGUAAUUCCCGUGGAAGGCUUAAACCUUGAUAAAGUCAAAUCCGGAGAAUAUUUCCUCCAUUGUUUACCUCUACGGAUGUCUGAGGCUAAUGCAGCCCCAACGAGAUGCAUCCUUCUCCGGUGA